AUGGAGAGUUAGAUGUUCUAUGAUGAUGAAUUCCCGCCAAAUUUGCGUUCUUUGUUUAAUCCAGAAAAAUAGAUAUAGGAUUCUGCAAAGAUCCGACAUCAAAGUCUUAUUUGGGCACGAAUCAGUAAAAUUUAUCCAAACUAUAAUGUCAGAGUUGAAAAAAUAAAUCCAAACAACAUAGUGUAGGGAUCACUCGGAAAUUAUGAUUUCAUUCCUAUUAAUCCGUAAACAAAUCAACCAGCAUUCACAUAAUUAAGCAAUAAUGAAUACUGGCCUGUGAUUCUUGAAAAAGCGUGGGCUAAAAUACAUGGCUGUUAUGAGAAUUGUUCUUCGGGAAGAACUUAUGAGACUUUUUCAUUCUUAACAGGAGCUCCUUGCUAGAAUAUAAAGCAUCAAGACCCAGAAUACUUUUGGAAAUUUAUCAAAGAUUCUGAUCAGCAAUUGCAUAUUAUCUCUGCUGAAAGUUUUGAUGAAUAAUCAUAGAUUCCAAAUUUUGACUCAAAGGAUAUAGUUUCUAAUCAUGCCUAUAGUGUGAUCUUAGUUAAAGAAGUAGUUCAUAAUAAUAAAAAAUUAAGGCUAAUGAAGUUACGAAAUCCUUGGGGCAAAAAAGAAUGGAAAGGUGAUUGGUCAAAAUUAGAUCAGAAUUGGACUCCUGAUCUAGCCAAAUAAUUCGGGUUGAAAUAUCUGAAAGAGGGAGAAUUCUACAUGACAACAAAUGAUUACUUUAAAUAUUUCGCUUCAACAUCAAUUUGCAAGUUUAAUGAGUCUAUGUAAAGAACCUCAUUAUAAUUUACACAAAAGUUAAAUUAAAUUACGCUGAUCGAAUUUGAAGUUCCCCCAAGCUGUUAAGAUAAUUAACUUGAGUUAAUGCUAUAUUAAACUUCUCAUAAGACAGGAAGAGUUACUGAUAGAUAUUACGAGAAUUCAUAAAUCAGAAUGAUAGUAGGGAUGUCUAAAAAUCUUAGUAUUAAGAUGGCAUGCUUGAAGCUUUGCUUAAGUCUUAUGCUUAUCAAAAUUCCAUUAGAAAACCUUAUACUGCUUUUGGACUUGAAAACUCAUUUCAUUGUCUUGAUAUAGAUAGUUCAGCUACAGAUUAUGCCUUCUAUUAUGUUCAUAAUGAAUCAGACAUCAGGUUUCAUUCAAAUAUGA
This is a messenger RNA of Stylonychia lemnae, 1149 nucleotides long. NCBI's taxonomy places the organism in Eukaryota, Ciliophora, Spirotrichea, Sporadotrichida, Oxytrichidae. The record is from the annotation of a GenBank genome assembly.